CUCAUCCCUCUGUUCUUCUUCAUCGGUCUGGGAUCGAGCUCUGCCUCCCUGUACCUCUUCCGAUUGGCCGUCUUCAACCCGGAUGUGAUUUGGGAUCGGAAGAACAAUCCGGAACCCUGGAACCACCUGAGUCCCACGCACCAGUACAAGUUUCUGGCUGUUGAGACCGACUACAGCAAGCUGAAGAAGAAUGGCCCGGAUUUCUAGAAGCUUCCGGCCCCCCGCGAUGCCCGCCCGUCCGCCACCCUCAGGAGACCCGGCGUAGGUCAGCAGUGCCCCCCCCACCCUCAGGCAACUCUCCGCGUAGCAUUGAGCUUUUUAUAUUAGACAUUCCCACAAUGGCAAUAAAAUCUUCGAGAAGA
Molecule: messenger RNA, 362 nt
Organism: Carcharodon carcharias (great white shark)
Lineage: Eukaryota; Metazoa; Chordata; Chondrichthyes; Lamniformes; Lamnidae
Product: cytochrome c oxidase subunit NDUFA4-like
Exons: 3
Source: RefSeq, a predicted model, not a curated record